Molecule: messenger RNA, 834 nt
Organism: Oldenlandia corymbosa var. corymbosa
Lineage: Eukaryota; Viridiplantae; Streptophyta; Magnoliopsida; Gentianales; Rubiaceae
Source: the annotation of a GenBank genome assembly
AUGGCAUCUUCUUAUGUUGCAACUACAGCAAAGCUAUCCCUCCCUGGCGCAGCAACAACUAGUACCCAAUCUGCCAAUGCCAAGUCCUCCUCAUCGUUAUUGCUACCCAUUCAGAAAUCUAGUUUUCAUGGAGUGUCCAUCAAAGAAGCCAAAUGGGGGGCGGGAGUCUCAAGCAGCAGCAGCAGCAGCAGCAGGAGGAGGUUGGUUGGUGGUGGAGGAAGCCGCAAACCACGAUCCAUGGAAAUAACCGCCAGAAGUACAGCUUCAAAGAGCAUAGAAGUGGAGGUGGAUAAACCCCUGGGACUCACUCUUGGUCAAAAGCCUGGCGGUGGUGUUGUCAUCACUGUGAUAGAAAGUGGUGGGAAUGCAGCAAGAGCAGGGCUGAAGGUGGGAGAUCAGGUGUUGUACACCAGCAGCUUCUUUGGGGAUGAACUCUGGCCUGCUGAUAAGCUUGGUUUCACCAAAACUGCUAUCCAGGCCAAGCCUGAUUCUGUUUACUUUGUCGUUAGCAGAGGAGCAGAUGUAGAUGUUAAAAGACUGCAAAAGAGGCCAGCGCCUCCACAAUUUGGUCGCAAAUUAACUGAUGCCCAGAAGGCCAGAGCAACUCAUAUAUGUCUAGACUGUGGAUACAUUUACACCCUACAGAAACCCUUUGAAGAACAGGGGGAGGAUUAUGCAUGCCCACAAUGCAGAGCACCAAAAAAGAGGUUUGCUCGAUACGAUGUGAACACCGGGAAACCCAUUGGCGGUGGAUUGCCUCCCAUCGGUGUCAUCAUUGGCCUUGUUGCCGGUCUUGCUGGCGUUGCCGCUUUACUUGUUUAUGGUCUUCAAUAG